Messenger RNA from Striga asiatica, 972 nucleotides. NCBI's taxonomy places the organism in Eukaryota, Viridiplantae, Streptophyta, Magnoliopsida, Lamiales, Orobanchaceae. The record is from the annotation of a GenBank genome assembly.
AUGUUGGUUGCUACACUCAGUGCCUUGCUACGACGCCAAGUAGCGCACGUAGCCUACCGUGUCGCUGAGUUGCUGAGGCGUCGUGCUGCCUGCUGUGUCCUCGAGGUGCAUUUGUGCAUGAAGAUCACGCGACGCGUGGUGUCGUCUGCAGGUGGUUGCGCGCUGGUGAAUGCGAGUACUGCCCGUAAGGCGAUCGACAAGAUAUCUGAUCCUAAUGGCGAGGGCGGCACACACAAUGGGGAAGGGGGUGCAACGAGUCGACUGCCCGAUGUUCGUAGAGUGCCCCGACGUCGCACACAACUGCCAUCAGUACAACAAAUCGACACGUCCACGAAGCCUGAUAACAUACAAGGCGAUCCAAUGUUGGACAGAACGCUUGUCGAACCAGAACGUGUUGGCGACCGCACGAAACGUUCAGAAGUUGUUGCACGCACAACGAGCCAGCCCGAUAGUGAUGACUUUGUUGAUGACAUACCUCUAUCCCACUUGGUCGAAAUUGCAAAAUCUCGGCAUGGUACCCGUCACAGCACAAGCGUGCCCUUAGUACAUCAGAGUGACACUCAUACGAAGCCCGAAAACACUCAAGAAGUGUCGAAGAGAAUACUUGAUGCACCGGAGCACAUUGAUGUCUGUCCAAAACGUCCCAAAGUUGGUGCACGCAUAACGAGCCAGUCCGACGGUGACGAUUUUGUCGAUGAUGUACCCAUACGCUGUCUGGUUGGGAUCACAAAACCUCAGAAUGACAAGGUAGUGUUGUCCGUGAGAUCGGUACCGAGGAUGUUUCCGACGUUCAGAUCGUGGAGCAACGAGACCUUACGAGAUAGAGAAUGCGCCGAGAUCACUUCGGGAGCAUUCGGGAGGGGGUUCGUUGACGUAGACCUCAAAGUGCCGACCGAUUCCUGCCACGACAAUAAGUUGGAUAUGAAAUUUGAUGACGUAACUGCUGGGGUCCCAGAUAAUCGGGACGUACAG